Messenger RNA from Colletotrichum chrysophilum, 309 nucleotides. RefSeq lists its product as uncharacterized. The record is from RefSeq and is a predicted model, not a curated record. The coding region runs from base 1 to 309 and encodes 102 amino acids. NCBI's taxonomy places the organism in Eukaryota, Fungi, Ascomycota, Sordariomycetes, Glomerellales, Glomerellaceae. The transcript has 2 exons.
AUGCCUGGAGACUUGGAGACUCGGCAGGCAGGAAGCCGCCUCGCAUCCCCCGACCGCGCCUCUAGCGCCCGAUCUACAAUCCUAUCCCUCAUCGCAAUUGCUCGAAUGGUCGUUCAGCUCGAUGAGCGAAGCAAGGCCGACCCCGCCGCUGGCCACUCCCAAAUGGAUUGCGCCAAGGCAGCCUUCGCCACAAACGCCAGGCUUCUUCUCGCUCUGACCGAGGGCCUCGAGAACCAAAACGCCCAAGCAACGCCCGACAGCCCCGUUACACGUCCGUACGAGACCCCUUGCAAGAACGAUACUCGCUAG